This is a messenger RNA of Bombyx mandarina (wild silkworm), 2531 nucleotides long. RefSeq names its product cubilin. Lineage: Eukaryota; Metazoa; Arthropoda; Insecta; Lepidoptera; Bombycidae. Gene Ontology annotation, cellular component: plasma membrane. The record is from RefSeq and is a predicted model, not a curated record.
GCUGGGGAGGCGGAGCUCUCGAGUCAGUCCACGCUGGCUGACGCCUCGCCCACUAAACUUCCAAAGUGCGACCGUACGUUCGUGAGUCGAGGCGGGGCGAGCAACGGGACCUUCCACGCCCCCGAGCUGCUGAACUCGAACAACCAGAGCCGGCAGUGCCUCUACACGUUCCUGGCGGCGCCGGGGCAGCGCGUGCUCGUCGAGUUCAGGAAGUUCGAGCUCAGGGGCAAGCCUCCAGAUGGAGCGGCAGUUGGCGAGUUACCAGCAUGCAUGCACGAGUACAUGGACAUAUACUCGGAGAUGGCGUCUCUGGAGACGGGCGAGCUGGUGAACUCGGCGUUCGGGGGACGAUACUGCGGGCCCAUACCGCCUCGACAGCGCGUCUCCCUGCACCGCGCGGUCGCACUCUCCUUCUAUACAGACAAGAUGUACACGCCGCCCAAUCUCUUCACUGGAACUUAUCGCUUUAUCAACGCAUCGGAAUUCGAAGUGGGAACCCCCGUUCCCAAUACAUUGUGCUCGUUCAUAAUCGAGGCGAGCAAGCGGAAGACGGGGCUCCUCCUGUCGCCGACGUACCCAGGAAUAUAUCCCAAAGACGUCACGUGCAACUACCUGUUCAGCGGACAGCCGGGGCAGCGCAUACGCCUCGAGUUCAGAGACUUCGAUCUGUUCUUCGGCGGUCCUCAUUGCCCUUUCGACUGGGUACGCGUGUACGACGGGCCCGACAACUCGUCGGCGGCCAUCGGCACGUACUGCGGGCAGCAGCGCAACCUCGUGCUGUACUCCAGCGACGAGCGGCUGCUGGUCACGUUCUACACGCUGCCGCGCGCCGCCUCCACGCAGAACCGCGGCUUUAAGGGGAUAUUCGAGUUUUCCGAAAGUUUUGUUAAGUUAGAUUUUAUAAGUAAACACGACGCGGAGCACAUUAGAGGCUCUGAAUGCGAUCAAAAGAUCCUCAGUAAAAAGGAAUCGACUGGUUUCGUCUACCAUCCAAAUUAUCCAUUCCCCUAUAUACAAAAAGUUGUUUGUAGAUAUUUUAUAUACGGUAUGCAAGAUUCACAGAAUUUGGAGCGGGUGCGUUUAGAAUUUCAGAAUUUUUCGAUACCAAAGGGAGAGAAUCCCAAGCCGGACAGCACGUGUAACGACGGGUACCUGAAGGUGUACCUCCGCGGCCAGGAGGCGACGGACUCUUACGACAAGCACGACGCGGAGCUGUGCGGUGAGCGCGCCGCAGACUUUCCGCCCGCCCUCGUGUCGGACGGGCCGCGCCUCGUCAUGGUGUUCUCCUCCGGGGAGCUGCAGGGACGAGGGUUCAAGGCCAAGUACACCUUCGAGACUGAAUAUCGAGUUCCUGGCACGGCGGCUCCUGGCGGAGAGUGCGCCUUCACGUACCGCUCCGAGUCGAAGAAGCGCGGGGAGUUCAAUUCGCCGCGCUACCCCUCGAACUACCCCUCGCACACGAACUGCACGUACAUGCUGGACGCGACGCCCAACGAGCAGGUCACCGUCGUGUUCGACCACUUCAAGGUCAGGGCGGACGCCUGGAACGCCACCGCCGGCUUGUAUGGUGGUGCGACCUGCAGCGAGGACUGGGUGGAGGCGUGGUGGGUGGGGCGCGAGGGGUCGCGCGUGCCCCUGGGCCGCUGGUGCGGGGCCGCCGCGCCCGGGCCUCUGCACUCGCCGCGGGGGGCGCUCGGACUCAUGAUCGCGCUGCGGACUGACGCUGAACACGUUGCCUCGGGGUUCAAGGCUAGAUACGUCUUUGAGCCAGCCAAGUCUAUAUUCGGCGACUGCGGGGGCAACAUGUCUGGUGCGGAGUGGGGCGUGGUGACGUCACCGCGCUACCCGCUGCCCUACGAGCCGCCGGCGCGCGCUGCCGCCUCCCGGGUCUGCAACUGGUUCGUCACCGCUCGUCCCGGGAAGAGACUCUUGCUCAACUUUCAGUUCUUUGCUGUCGAAGGACAUCUCAUCGACCGCGGCUGCCCGGCGGCCGUGCUGCGCCUGUGGUACGAGAGCCCGGGCCCCCCGCUCGAGCUGUGCGGGGAGAAGGCGCCCGCCGACCGCUGGCAAUAUCUCUCCUCCUCCAACUCUAUAAGACUCUCGUUCAUAAUAGCGGACAAGUCCGUGGGCGGCAGCGGCUGGCGCGCCGUGUGGACGGAGGUGACGGCGGCGGAGGGCGCGGCGUGUCCGGGCGGCGCGCUGCCGUGCGGAGCCGCGUGUCUGCCGCGCGCCGCGCUGUGCUCCGGCCUACAGCACUGCGCGCACCCGCUGCAACACCACCAGCACUGCGAGAAGGGAGUGUCUGGUGGCAGCUCGUCGUCGUGGACGUGGUGGUGGGUGGCGUGCGGUGGUAGUGCCGCGGGUGCCGCAGUGCUGGGCGCGUGGUGCCGGCGGCGUGGGAGACGGACCCCCCGCCGGCCGCCGCCCCCUCCUCGCCCGCCGCCGCGACCCCGCCCUCCCGCUCUACCUGACACCGUAUGACGGCACCCCGCCGGACAUCACUCGCCGACAUAGUUUAAUACAAAACUUUA